Messenger RNA from Soboliphyme baturini, 477 nucleotides. The record is from the annotation of a GenBank genome assembly. Lineage: Eukaryota; Metazoa; Nematoda; Enoplea; Dioctophymatida; Soboliphymatidae.
AUGAGCGACGACAUCAACGUCAGGACAUCGGCCGUCGGCAACGGCAACAAGCUAGCGAUGGAUCGAAAAACAGCCGUGCGGCCCAUCCUCAUCGAUCAACGAGCAAAACGAGGACGACGUUUUGCAGUUGACUGCCGCCUCAUUGUCGCUGUUGUCGCAAUCGUUGACAACCGUAGUCAUUCCAUUUUUUACCUUUCCGUUCUGGACUUCACUUUGACAAACGCCAGAUGCCAAGCCCACGCUGCAAGCAAAUUCUCUCGCCCACGUUCCACGAUAACAAACCGUCUUUCGUCGACAAAUAUUGACACAUGCGUCAGGGAUGAACAAACAACGGCUGAGGUGGUGCAAAAAGACGAGGCACCGUCAGCGCGUACGUUCCUGACUCACUACGGCGGCAACAAUGAAAGGGGCCGCCGACUGAAGCCAUUUCGACCUCCCGAACCUGCCGGUACUCGGCAGCUAAUCGUGUUGUCGUAG